Molecule: messenger RNA, 9457 nt
Organism: Cataglyphis hispanica
Lineage: Eukaryota; Metazoa; Arthropoda; Insecta; Hymenoptera; Formicidae
Gene: cv-c
Exons: 16
Coding region: 1117-6699 (1860 amino acids)
Biological process (GO): signal transduction; actin cytoskeleton organization; regulation of Rho protein signal transduction
Molecular function (GO): GTPase activator activity; lipid binding
Source: RefSeq, a predicted model, not a curated record
GGAGUCGGUCGCAUUUCGUGUCGCUAAUUCGUUUCGAACGCGUCGCUCGCAAACGUGCGUGGAGACGAGAGUGCAUCGCGAGAAAAUUUUGGUCUCGCGGUGUUUCGCGAAAAGUGCGUCUGUCCUUAGCUCAUCGAGCAAGCGGCAAAGAGAGCGUUCUGAGAAAAGCGCCCGCGUCGAGGCGAGUGUUUUUUUUGAUUGUUUUUUUUUCGCGUUACGUUGUUUCGCGUGAUAUCAAGAUACACACGGGAUUAAUCGAAAGUGACACAAUCGUGGCCUUUCCUGAGUCGCGAAUGGCUCUCAUUACGUACAGAACUGUCAAGAUUUGGGUGCGUGAUUUUGUGCGAGGAUCGAUUCUCACGCGUAUCGGGAAAAUUCGCGGGAACGUGGCGCUCGUAUCCAUGGCGACAAUCAACAAGUGUGGCGGAGUAACGGUUGCAGCCACGUGACACGCUGUCUGAGGUACAAUACAACGCGGGAUAGACAACCCUUCGAAUUCGAUCCUCGCGAUUUUCGAACUUGUGUGCGAAAAGUUUUGUGUCAUGUCUCGUUGUCAAAAUAAAACGGGCAACGUUCGUAACGCGCAUAAAACGGCGCGAAAACCCGACCCGACAGCAGUGAAAUUAAAGUGCGACCGACUUCAGUCUUUCGGUACAAAACUGAAUUGAUUUCGACGUUUGGUUCGAAUCGACACUUCGUUCGACGAGUGUAUUGUCGUGAAGAAAAAAACGACAAAGUCGAAGUAAUAUUUCGUGCACGUUAUUCGUGACUCGUCGCGCUUCGAGGAGGACGUUGCUCGGAAUUUCGCGGAAGUGAAGUUACUUGGAGUUUCGCGGAAAGUGAAGCGCCGGAAACGCGCAACCCGGUUACAAAGAGAGGAAGACGGCCGCGACCGCAGUGAUAUAAUCGCGAAAGAUCGUGAAAGAGAGACCAGCCGCGCUGGCUGGUGGUUUCUUGUGUUCGUCGUGUCGCGCCGACGUUUGUACAAGUGAAUUUCAACUCGCCGCUCUCUGAACACGUGGAUGCAUACCGCCGUUUCGCCGCCUUGAACGUCCGCUGGGAAUCCUCGGGUGUACGUGAAAAUGCAUAUGAGAGCAUCGAGGUGACUGUAAAAGCAUGGAGACCAUGCAAGAAGGUGGUGGUCGUUUGCAAAAUGGCUCGACCGUCGAGAAAACGCCGACUCGAUUGAAGCUCGUGGACAGCGAUGAAAAUGGCAAGAUGAUGCGCGAAAGGACAAUGGAUCCAUACAGAGAAUUCGAGCUGUAUCUUGCCAAGGUUAAGGAGGAAAUUGGUGAGAUCAUUGAAUCAGCUCCAACGACUUCGCUUCACAUCACGGAUGAACCAAAGUAUUCGGCUCAGCCUGAAAAAUCGUCCAAUUACGCGAAUGAAUCAUUCACUCCGAGAUCCUUGCCAGCCACCACGAGAUUGCAUAGUUUUGUAAGGAGACAAAAUUCGUUGACGAGAAGCGGCGAAGAUAUCGGCGAUUGGUCGAAUAGUAUCCUCGCGGAAUUUAAUAGCAUAAUUGCCAAGGAGAUCAGCGAACUGACCAAAGAGAAAAAGAAGAAGGAAGCCACGCGGCGUAGCGACGAUGACGUCAGAGUGAUACAGUACAAGGAGUUGCUGAACGAAUUCGGAUUAUCCGACAGCGAGAAUUCCGAUCGAACGUCCACCGAACAUGAGCCUCCUCAGGACGAGGAGAAUCUUCGAGAUCGCAGAAACGGCAGAUUGUUCGUCGACGACGAUUGUCGCUGCCUACUAAACUCCGAUUACGACGAGCCGCACGAUCGAGUGAUCCCGGAGAACAGAAAGAGCGACAGUCUGCCGGAGAAUCUACAAGACAUCAUCGGCAAGCGUGGUCGAUUUCAUACGACGGACACUCUGAGUUCCGACUACGACGAGCCCAGCAAUUGCCUGCCGAUGAAUUCGAUCAGGAGCCAGAUCGAUCGAAUCACCUCUAGUCUACCGUCGAAGCUGGAGCGCGGGUGUACUCCGAAGGACGCGCGAUUCAAUCCUUGCCAUGCACCAAAGACACCUGUAGGAUUAAGCUCGAGGACCAAUGAAAAUAUCAUAAAUAUCGGAAGCUCAUUGAAAAGCGCCGAGGAAGAGCUCGGAGAAGCCGGCGCGAAGUUGCCGCCACGACAACGAUCCGAGAGAAAGAUAAGUUUGCCUGUCAAUUUGAUGAGCCAAAAGCGUAGAAAGGCAACGCGAUUGCAGAGGCUCCGACAUGGCACGAACGAUCAAGAGACAAUGGAUCCCGAUUACGACGAUGUAUUUGUGAACGAGAAGAUUGGCGGCAGAUCUAAAUCCUUGGACAAUCGCGUGCCAAAGUCGGCGCCCGUGACGCCGACGGAGGAAAAGAAACCGCCGUUUUCCAAGUUAUUAAAAAAACGACACAUCUCGAUGUUUCACGAAAACUCAGACGAUGUUAUCCUGGUGAGCGUGUCCUCGCUGCCGGAUCAAGAUCUGUUGCGUCUAAGAAAUGACAGGCGUCACGAAUCGAAAAACGGCAAAAUGAAUUCGAAGGAAAUGUUAACCAAGAAGAGGGCUAUAUCGCCGCUAACUCUACGCUCUGAUAUUACUGCGAAGAGACUGUCGGAAUCGGACAGAGAUGUCAGACAAGUUAGCCCAGUAGACUUGAAGAAGUUCUCUCUGGUGCGACCAUGGGGCAACGACGUCGCAGUGAGUUGCGAUUUGCCCGUGAAUGACGACUUCGAGGAGAAUUGCGGGAUCGAGAAUGAAACCUUCGCUAAAUUGGAGCAAAUUGACGUAAAAAAGAUUAUAGAAGAGCAAAAAGCAGGAUCCCUGCCUAUUUCUCUGCAGUCCCUGUUGUCGAGGAUACGAAAUGGUUCGGGUUCUUGUUGCCCGAACAGUCCACCGAUGGUAGAUUCUCUCACUUGCUCCGACAUGGCGACUCAAACCUCGCCGGCGAUUUCGAGAAGUUCCAGCUUCACCUGGGUUAGCGAUUGCGACUCUCCCCAAGCCGAGUCUCAAUUAGAUUCGCAAUCAUUGCAAGAUGAAAGCACAUUAGACCCAGUUUCUCCCCAAGACACUGUGGAUGACGACAAUAGAUCCUCGUCAUCGUCGCAGGACCUCUUGCAGAGCAUGGACGAGAUUUCCUCCGGAAGUCUAUCGCCGGAUACUACUGACAGAGCAUCUCCGCUCGAAAGCGGAAUUGGAACAGCGAGUCCGCCUAGAAGCACGGAUCGGCGCUUGACUAAACCGUCAACACCGAACAAAUGCCAUCGCAAAGAGACGUGGGAGCGGAUCCGGCGACGACCGUCGAAAUUGAACUCGCGAAAUGACAAGAACUCGCAAGACGUGUGGGUGAAACGCGAAAGCGUGCACACGCAAACGAAACAGAACGACGAUCAGUACUCACAAGAUGCGGUGGACAGCAGUAGCGGUCUUGAUGAUUCCUUGCCAAGGAUCAAGACGCCCAGACCCACCAAUUUACCGCUAUGCUUGUCCAUUACCGCGAGCAGUUCUUUGAGCUCGGGCGAACUGCUCGAGACGCCACCCCGAGCACCGUCCUCGCCGUCUGCGGCGAGUCUUCAGCUGAAACCAGAACCUCUAGCCGUGGAAAUGGGCGGGAAAAGCAGCAGUGCGCCGUUGUUGGAAAAUAACGACGCCGGGAAGGCUAACGGGAAGGUGCCGAGUUUGCAGCAGCAGCCGCGCUCGCAGUCAGAACGGCAACUAUCAGAAAUCGAGGCGCAAGAGGCUUGCAAAUGGUUGAGAGCUGCCGGAUUUCCACAGUACGCACAAAUGUAUGAAGAUUAUCAGUUCCCGAUAGACGUUUCCGGCGUAGCCAAGGACCAUCCCUUCCUCGAGGCCGACUCGCUGCAGAGCCUCUUUCGGCGCCUGCACGCCCUUAAUCGUUGCGCCAAUAUGAAACUGGACACGCAUCAUCAUACGCACCACAGCACGAGCCAUAGCAAAAGCGGCGACGGUGGUGGUGACGAAUCUGAUGAGGACACGCAGUGCGCCCUGAGUGAGAACUGGACUUUCGAGAAGAAGACGAGACGUUGGUCCCGCAUAGUCGACGUCACGCAGGCGAACGUUGAGAGGCUGCAAACCAUUGCCGGGCAGAACGCCGCGUCCGAGGAGGAAUCUGUCGAGGAUCGUCUGGAGGCCGAGGAGGCGGAGGACACUAUGCUGGAGAAUCUACGAUACGGUAGCCUGCCACCGGGUACUCUCCCCGACGAGAUAGGUCCGCGAUUUCGCAGAACUGGCUCGGAGAGGCUGCGGGACGGGGCGAAGGCCUUCCUGAGACGCGUGGAGUCCCUCAAGUCGCGACGACGGAAGCGUCAGAAUCGCGAUGGGGUUGUAAUCAGCGGACCUCAGGUGCUCGACGUUAUGUCUAUGCAGCAGAAGAUGAAGGAACUGAACUGCGUAGACGUGUCGCCCACGGGACCGGCGCCGGUGGCCUUCAACGAUCUCCUGUCGCCUAAUCAGAUUCCCGGUUCACCGGUCACCUUGCCGGCCACUCCCUAUCACCUGCCACCGUCGCCUCUGACGAAUGCACCCAGUCCCUUCGGCGACGACUCGUCAAGCUACUGUUCGGACGGCUCGCAGGGUGGCGGACCGACGCCGACACCGAUCCGCACGAAGAUGAAUCGCGCUCGCCGAUUCCUACAUCGCGGCAGGGAGGAUCAGGGCGCGCUGAGCGACUCCGAAUGCCAGCCGACCAACUGGCGGCACCGAUACUUUCGCGAUGCUAACAGCAAUCACGCCAAGGUGUUGGAAUUUGUUAACACGCAUCCUCAGAGUUCCAAGGAUUCACCGGCGAAGAGUCCGGCGAUCAAUACCCGUGGCGGCAGUCUGAAUCUCGGCAAGGAGUCGCAGAGGUAUCGCGAGAAGCUUGUUCAAGGCAAAGAGGCAGCGUCCUUGAAGCGGGAUGAAAAGAUGCACAAAAGCUUCCGACAUCGCGACGAAUACAAAGACAGCAAGCAACUGUCCAAAGAAGUGACGAUUUAUCGGGAAAAAUCCAGGUCCAGGAGCUCGGAACUGGCCGGCAGUCAAGAGAGCGGUUCUACCAUGGCUAGCAGAGAUUCGGAUCAAGAAGAGGAAUCGCCCAGACACAAGGGCACCGUCGUCAGGUGGCACAGCUUCCAAAGAGGAUCGCUGUAUCCUGAACCCUUGGAUCCCUUGUGUCCCAGAGCGAUGGCUUCCAUGUCCUGCGGACAGCUUUUAGUUUUGAGAAAAUUGGCAUUGUUGAAGCUCACAGCAUGCAUGGAACGGUAUUGUCCGACGCACCGCACUGGCUGGAACUGGGAGCUCCCGAAGUUUAUUAGAAAAAUCAAGACGCCCGAUUACAAAGACAAGACCGUCUUCGGAGUGCCGCUCUUGUUGUCUCUUCAAAGAACUGGUCAAGCUUUACCUAAAUGUAUCCAGAUCGCUCUAAGGUGGUUGAGAGCCAAUGCAUUGGAUCAGGUGGGCAUUUUCAGAAAGAGCGGUGUCAAGUCGAGGAUACAGAAGCUCAAGAUCAUGACGGAAACCCAGGGAGACAACAUCAAUUUCGAUGGGCAUCAGGCGUAUGACGUUGCCGAUCUUGUCAAACAAUAUUUCAGAGAGUUGCCAGAGGCUCUAUUGACGAACAAGCUCUCGGAAACAUUUAUUGCCAUCUUUCAACAUGUACCGAUAGAGUUGCGACCGGAUGCUGUACAGUGUGUUCUGUUACUACUCCCAGAUGAGCACCGCGAGGCACUGGAGACUCUGCUCGACUUCCUCAACCAUGUCGCUAGCAACUCGCCCUACAACCAGAUGACAGCUUCGAAUCUAGCAGUAUGUCUAGCGCCGAGCUUAUUCCAUUUCAACCACAACAACACGAAUGUGACCAACAGGUCAAACAGCGUGUCGCCACGUAGGCGGAAGACCGUGGGUAUCCCCGAUCAGCGAGAACUGUCGGAAAACAAAGCUGCUCACGACUGUCUUCUGUAUCUGGUCAAGAUGAAUCGUGAAUUAUUCAUGGUCUCGUCGGACAUGUUGACGCAGUGUCAUUUUAAUUACAUGGAGGAGAGCAUUCCGGUCGCGCUGGAGGAACUCGGCUCAGAACUGAAGCAAGAUUGGAGAGGUUACUUAUAUGCUUGCACUACGGCCUUAUUGAAGGAAGCGCGAGAAAACAGAAGUCGCGGCUGGGUCACGGUAAACAAUCCCGCUGAUAACACUGUAGAAAUGGCAUAUAAGAAGGUGGGUGACGGACACCCGCUUCGUCUCUGGCGAGUAUCAACGGAAGUCGAAGCUCCGCCAAAUGAACUUUUACAUCGUGUGCUACGAGAGAGACACAUCUGGGAUCCGCAACUUUUAAAGUACAGACUAGUAAACAAAUUGGAUACCAAUGUGGAGGUCUUCCAAUAUGCCACCGGAAACAUGAGUCCGUUGCCUGCCAGAGAUUAUUGCGUAUUAAGAUCCUGGCGGAAUGACCUUCCCAAAGGUGCUUGCGUUAUUGUCGAAACAUCCGUAGAACACCCAGAUGCUCCUGUCAUGCUCGGCGGGACUCGCGGCAUCGUUUUGGCCUCUCGUUAUCUUAUCGAGCCAUGUGGCAGCGGUAAAUCCCGCAUUAUGCAUUUAUCCAGAGUCGAUACAAAAGGUCGCACGCCUGAAUGGUACAAUAAGAGCUACGGACACAUCGCCGCUCUUCAUUUGAGUAAAAUCCGCAAUUCUUUUAAGCACACUACUGAUGGGCCCGAAAGCAAAGUUUGAGAGCAGGAUACCGUGCAACAUCAGUCGUUGCACGGUUCCACCUCCUCUUCUUCCUCCUCUCCAUCUUCCAUGUUUCUCCAAGUUCCCGAUGAACAACAAUACGAUCAUAGAAUAUUAAAGGAGGUACGACAGAGCCAGCCUACGAUUGACGAAGAAUAAUCUCGAUCAAUCGAGCAAUUAGUAACCAAAACCCACCGAUGUCGUAAGUUAGCUUCAUUCAACAAUCGGUUUUAGAUUCGAUAUAAGUAACUCGAUGUUAUCGUAGUAGUAGGAGAAUCCUCCGUAUGACGUUUAAUGUCCAAAGAUCUUACCGUCCGCUUGUCGUGAAAAUUGUAAGAAACAGGAUAUAAAAAAAGAUAAUUGAGUUAUCUCAUUCAACGGUAUUAAUAACAAAAAUGGCUCAUUUCAAUAAAUCAAUCAUUUCGAAAUUUAAAAGACGACUCAUUAUUUUUGCAAUUCUAAUAUUGUCGUUGUUCUAAAGUUCAUAAAUUUUAUCGAUUUUUGGAUCGUGAUCGAGCAUAAUCUCUGAAAUUGCAUUUUGCUACGUUUCAUUGAUCUGAUCGCAUUUAAUAUUAAGAGAUCGAGAUGGCCGAUAAACGUUUCUGGUUGUGAGAUAAAAGAGGAACGUCAUUCGGUGUUUUCAACGACUAUGUUACGACAUAUAUGUUUGGUGUGAGAGUAGCAAUUCCAUGGGUUUAUUCUGUGCUACAACAACUUUAUAUCUGUGAUAAAAAUAAGAUAAAAGCAUGCCCGCGCGAAAAAUAUAUACGACCAACAUAAAAAUAAUAACAUUAAUAAAAUUAAUCAAAUUUUCUCAUAAUAACUUAUCUGAUUAAAGUUCCUGAUUGAUAUGAAAAUUUACCAUUUCGAGGGUUAUUAGAGCAACAGAUUUUAAUUAGCCAAUUUUUUUUAUUUUAUCUUUUUCAAGUGCAGCGAGAUUUUAUCAUUCUAUAGAGAUUAAAUGACAAAUAUAUUUUUUUUAUAACUAAUGACAUUUUAAAAUAAAUAAUUUCAAAACAUUUUGUGGCAAUAAAAUAUCGCUGCAUCUCACUCUAAACUGCAGAAUGCAUUCAUCAGUUGCAACGACUGCGAUUAAUUGUAAGCGAAAUCGCAUCUAAAGUUAAUGACGCGCGCCAACAAUGCAUGCCCAUCUCUAAUCAAGAUGUUGACCGAUAAAUGUUCCUGUCAGGCGCCUAAAUCAGGGACGAAGCCUAGAUAAGGUACUGUUUUAAAAUACAAGUUUCAUUUCAUAUGUCUCAUAUGUUCAACACAAGAUAUAUUUUAUAUGUUUCUCUUUUGGACCAAAUGCCAAUUUUUUCUAUUGUAGCGUAUCACGUUAAGGUAAUUGACAUAUUUGUUGGCAGGAAAAUUUUCCCAGGCAGGAAAUUUUCCUCUCCCGUAAGUGUUGCCGCACGUAGACGGACGAGUAUGUAAAUGUCGCGUAAACAUGUACACGUGUGUCUAUUUAUAGACGUGCUUUUAUAAGCACGUGUUUGUUACAUGUAAAAGAGAGAACCACGUCAUCUCACAGUCCGAGUUGCACGAGGUGCUGCUUCACUGUUUAAAUCAGUGACGGAAGAAAGAAACAAUGAUGAUAUUUAUUUUAUAAUUAAGCGAAAAUAACUCGUGGCCGUAAUAUUUUUCGAAAAAAUUGCACUCUGAGAUUAUUCUCUUUUUCCUUAUAUCUGUAAUACCAAAUGAUAUUAUCUCGACUUUUAAUAUUUUUAAUUACUAAGAUAUUCAGAGCUUUUCUUAUAUUUUGAUGAAAUAUUUUAAUAAUACCUUACACGUGCAGUGCAUUUAUAUAAAUAAAGCAGUUCUUUUUUGCAGCUCUGCUCAUUAUCAUAGAAUCGUAGAUUUUGCCGAGAUCGUGAUCGCCGCGGCCGUUCGAGCAAUGCGAAAAGAUUUUGAGUAAAAUGUAGAUUUUCAAAUCUUGUUGUUUCAUCAUACGGGUGACGGACAAGUUCACUCGGUAUGAGAAAUUAUCAUUGUUACUCGUGUCAAUGUUAAGAGUUAAGAUUAAAAAAGAAAGACAUCUGUUUUCACUGUGUCUCUUUGGAAUCGUCGCGAGUCGAUUAAUUUAGGAUGUGCGUUUAAGAUGUUUAAUCGUUCGGCAUGUUCAUAUGCAACAAUUACCAUAGGGACCAUCUCAUGCACGUAAUAAAUAAUUUGACGAAAUGUCAUCCGCGCGAAACUGAUGAAUGUUAAGGAAGAGAUGUUAAAUAUAUAACAAUUCAACCACGUAAUCAAUCGCAAUAUUCAUUCAAAAUAUACCAAAAUGAAAUAGAUUUACCAUCUCUUCUUUUCCAAAUUAACAUGAUUAUAACGUUUAUCUUCCGUUUAAGAAUUCACUUUCGUCGAAUAAUUUGUUACGUUCAUGGACCAUCUUUGCUCGGACCCCAGACAGGAAAUGACCUGCGCAUGAUGCACCUCAUCGAAUCGAAUUUUAAGUGUAUUUUAACGUAAUACUAGUCACUUACAUGAUAGCCGAGAGUUACGAAUUACAAUAUAAAGGUACCAUAAAAUUUUAUUGCGCAGCGUGUGUUGCGCGCACCGCGCGAGAAUAUAUUUAAAAAUAUAGUUAAUAUUGUGCUAUAUAUUAUACAUAUAUAUACAUUAUAUAUUGAUGUUAAGUAAUCAUACGUAAAUAUAUCAUAUUUUUGUGUCCAAAAACCGCCAGUAGAAACGUGACGGUCGAAUAAAGAUGCCGUUGGCGUUUUCUUAAUAUUUGUAACUAUAUGUAUAUAUAUAUAUAUAU